ACGAACCAAUAGCCAUCGAGGAAAAGCCGGUUCUGUUUCCCGUUUUACAGACGUCUUGUUGAAAGAAGUGUUCUAAAACAAAUCAUGAGUUUCCACUACGGCCAGGGUUAUCCAGGUGGGGGCAACCCAUCACCAGGUUCUCCUUACAGCGGACCCAGAGGUCCUUAUGGGGGUGGUGCUGCAGGAAGUCCAUAUGGGGGUAAUGGAGCUCCAGCCCAUGGUGGACAGUAUGGUCCUGGUGGUUACGGGGGACAGCCUUACAGAUCUCAAGCACCUGCAGGUAAUGUCCCCCCUGGUGUUAACCCAGAGGCGUAUCAGUGGUUCCAGACCGUCGACACAGAUCAGAGCGGAUUCAUCAACCUGAAGGAGCUGAAACAGGCUCUUGUCAACUCCAACUGGUCCAGCUUUAACGAUGAAACUUGCCUCAUGAUGAUCAACAUGUUUGAUCAGACGCGGUCGGGUCGGAUAGAUCUGUUUGGAUUCUCGGCUCUGUGGAACUUCUUGCAGCAGUGGAGAGCCAUGUUCCAGAACUGCGACCGAGACCGAUCUGGAUGCAUCAGUGGCACCGAGCUGCACCAAGCUCUGGCCCAGAUGGGCUACAACCUGAGCCCACAGUUUUGUGAGAUGCUGGUGCAGCGCCACGGUGUGAGAGGCAGAAACUUUGGUAUUCAGCUGGACCGCUUCAUCCAGGUGUGCACCCAGCUGCAGAGCAUGACGCAGCUGUUCAAGGAGCGAGACACCGCCAUGGUGGGCAACAUCCGUCUCAGCUACGAGGACUUUCUUUCCAGUGCCAUUACCAGGCUGAUGUGAGCCACCGGUCCAUGUUCAGGUCAACGUUUGAGCAAACUUCAACACUUUGCCUGAAGAGCCCUGCUUCCUGAAAUGUGUUUGGUUCAGCAGCAGCCAGAGCACAUUAUUCCAGUGAUGGUUGCUGUAAAUACUAAUGGAAGGUCUGCUGGUAGCUUCACCACAAACUGGUUUUCUAACAUUAGUUCAUAACUUUCUCAUUGUAUUUUUGUUGCAUUACAAUAUUAAAACUGGAGGAAAUUUGAAAAUGUGUUUUUACUCUGAGUCUAUAUAAACGUUGGUUUUAAUUUA
This is a messenger RNA of Nothobranchius furzeri (turquoise killifish), 1098 nucleotides long. Lineage: Eukaryota; Metazoa; Chordata; Actinopteri; Cyprinodontiformes; Nothobranchiidae. The record is from RefSeq and is a predicted model, not a curated record.